This is a messenger RNA of Trichoplax adhaerens, 528 nucleotides long. RefSeq lists its product as uncharacterized. The record is from RefSeq and is a predicted model, not a curated record. Bases 1 to 528 code for a protein of 175 amino acids. Lineage: Eukaryota; Metazoa; Placozoa; Uniplacotomia; Trichoplacea; Trichoplacidae. The transcript is spliced from 10 exons.
AUGACUCAAAUAUUUAGUAACGAAAAUGUUGUAAAUGCUGAUAAAGACAUAGUUAAUAAUAAAAACGCUCAAGUUAAGGAUAUUCCAAUUGAAGUUAAUAGAGAAGCAAGCUUCGAAAAUACUGAGAAAAGCUCAUCCAAUAAAACUUCCAGUAUUAAUAACCGAGAAAUCUUUAAUAAGGAGAAGCGUCCUGAACAAUCUAAUGAUCAUGACCCAAGCUAUCAAAAUCUUCAAGAAUCGAGAAUUGCUAGGAAUGGUAUAGAUUCAGUGGAUGAUUGUUUAGCUCAAGAGCGAACUACGGAAAAUAUUGAUUUAAUAGAAGAUCCUUUAGCCCGAGAGAAUUUUGCAGAAAUGUGUGUCUGCUUAGCUGAUAAACAGUCUGUGCAAGAGAGAUCUGCAGAAGAAGGUAUCGACUUGGUAGAUGAUGGCUCACGUCAUUGUAUCAGUUCUGGAGAAGAAGCUCUUAAUUUACUGCAUGAUAAUUCAAGCCUACUUUGGUACGGCAAACUUGUGGUUGAGAGCAAUUAA